Messenger RNA from Penicillium verhagenii, 1638 nucleotides. RefSeq lists its product as uncharacterized. The transcript has 3 exons. Lineage: Eukaryota; Fungi; Ascomycota; Eurotiomycetes; Eurotiales; Aspergillaceae. Gene Ontology annotation, molecular function: transmembrane transporter activity. Gene Ontology annotation, biological process: transmembrane transport. Bases 1 to 1638 code for a protein of 545 amino acids. The record is from RefSeq and is a predicted model, not a curated record.
AUGUCUUUGAACCCAGAUGAUCUCAAAAAGAACGCCCUCAUCACAGAGCGUUCUAUUCACUCUAGCGGCUCCAGCAGCGCUACUCUAUCCCCAACAUUAACGGCUCAAGAUGAGAAAUACCUUUCAUCUUCUUCGACCAAUGUCUCCUCUGCAAACUCCAUCAACCUUGAGAAGCAAGAUGCGCCUCCACCGCCAUACCAUGUAUUCACUCGUUCUCGCAAGCUGCAGAUGGUCUGCAUCGUCUCGCUCGCUGCUAUCUUUUCUCCGCUCUCAUCUAACAUCUACUUUCCCGCUCUUGGAACCAUAUCAAAGGACCUUGACGUCUCCAUGUCUAUGACUACUUUGACUGUAACCGUAUACAUGAUCGUCCAAGGUCUCGCGCCCAGCUUCUGGGGCUCCUUCUCCGAUGCCGUGGGUCGUCGCGGAAUCUUCAUCGGAACCUUUGUCGUCUAUUUAAUUGCAAACAUCGCAUUGGCCGUAUCCACAAACUACGGCGAGCUGAUGGCUUUCCGCGCCCUACAAGCCGCCGGCAGCGCCGCGACCAUCUCCAUCGGCGCAGGCGUAAUCGGCGACAUCACCACCUCCGCCGAGCGAGGAAGCCUGGUAGGAAUUUUCGGAGGAGUCCGAAUGCUCGGCCAAGGCGUCGGGCCCGUCUUCGGCGGAAUCCUCUCCCAAUACCUGGGCUACAAGUCCAUCUUCUGGUUCCUCACCAUCCUAGCCGCAAUCAGCAUCUUCUCCAUAAUGGCCUUCCUCCCCGAAACCCUGCGCUCAAUCGCAGGCAACGGCACCGUCCCUCUAACCGGCCUCCACAAGCCCUUCAUCUACUACGUAACAGGCCAGCCCGACAUGGACCCCUACGCCACGCCCACAGCCGAGAAGAAAAAAGUAACCUGGAAGACGGUCCUCGCGCCGCUGGCCUUCCUCGCCGAAAAAGACGUCUUCAUCACGCUGUUCUUCGGCGCAAUCGUCUACACCGUCUGGUCCAUGGUGACUUCGUCCACGUCCCAGCUGUUCGAGGACACCUACGGCCUGAACAGCAUGGAGGUCGGCCUGACUUUCCUGGGCAACGGGUUUGGCUGCAUGUCCGGCUCUUACACGAUAGGCUACCUGAUGGACUAUAACCACAAGCGCACGGAGCGCGAGUACUGCCAGACACACAAUCUGCCGCUGGAUACGCGCGUCACGACGAAGAGCCACCCCGACUUCCCGAUUGAGUAUGCGCGCAUGCGCAAUACGUGGUGGAUCACUGCGGCGUUUGUGGUGUGCACGGCUGUUUAUGGCGUGGCGCUGAGGACGCAUAUUGCUGUGCCGAUUAUUUUGCAGUAUGUUAUUGCGUACUGCGCCACUGCUAUCUUUACCAUCAACAGUGCCUUGAUUAUUGAUCUCUACCCUGGAGCGAGUGCGAGUGCUACCGCCGUUAAUAAUCUGAUGCGCUGCUUGAUUGGGGCCGGUGGUGUGGCGUUGGUUACGCCUAUGAUUGAUGCCAUUGGCUCAUUGUUUACGUUUGUUUUGCUGGCUGGUAUUACAUUGGCUAUGGUCCCGCUCUUGAUGAUUGAAAUGAGAUGGGGUGCUGGGUGGCGCAUGCAGCGCAAUGAGCGUCUCAAGGCGAAGGCUGAUGAGUCGAUUCAGGAGGCUUGA